CUUACUUUUUGGUCCAUUUCGUGACAUAUUAUAUCUAAAUCGAAUCAGGGUUCAUCUUUAGAUAUGUGUCUCUUGAUAACUAUUCGUUCUCUGAUACGAAGCUUACAAUUCCAAGUACCUACUCCUUUGUUACAUGCAAUAUGAUGCUCUCACCAGGUGGAAUACAGGUGAUGAUCGUAGGGGUCGUCAUGAAUGUCUUUGCGAUUAUAGCGGUUGGACUGAGACUCUGGUCAAGACGGAUCCAGGGAUUAUCUCUCGAAUUCAACGAUUACAUGGCAAUUAUCGCUGUAAUUCUGACUACUGGCCUUGUCAUCUGCUGUCUCUUUGGAGCCAUUGGUGUGCAUGUUGACGAAAUAGUUUGCACCGGCCCCAUCGUCCUGCUUAGGAAAGUAGCUGAAGAUUUCAAGUUAUUUAUACCCGGACAAAUACUCUGGGCGGCGUCAAAUACAUGCGUAAAGCUAUCGAUAUUAUCGCUCUAUACAGUACUUUUUCCAAGGAAGAUAUUCUCUCGGAUAUGUUACUGUACUAUGGGGUUGGCGGUUGUUUACCUUAUAAGUGUACUUGUCGAGACAUUUGCGCUUUGUACGCCAGUACAACACAAUUGGGAUAAAAGUAUACCAGGCAAAUGUACGAACCAACACGGAGCCUACCUUGGUUCCGGCAUUACAAAUCUAAUUAUCGACGUUUUCAUUGUCACCCUUCCCAUGCCAAUGCUAUUUAGACUCCAAAUGUCAUGGCCGAAGAAACUUAGCAUUGCUGUAAUGUUCAGUCUUGGAGCGAUGUAA
Messenger RNA from Daldinia loculata, 785 nucleotides. RefSeq lists its product as uncharacterized. The record is from RefSeq and is a predicted model, not a curated record. Bases 141 to 785 code for a protein of 214 amino acids. The transcript has 3 exons. NCBI's taxonomy places the organism in Eukaryota, Fungi, Ascomycota, Sordariomycetes, Xylariales, Hypoxylaceae.